Molecule: messenger RNA, 1252 nt
Organism: Pogona vitticeps (central bearded dragon)
Lineage: Eukaryota; Metazoa; Chordata; Lepidosauria; Squamata; Agamidae
Product: fructose-1,6-bisphosphatase 1
Biological process (GO): fructose 6-phosphate metabolic process; fructose metabolic process; sucrose biosynthetic process
Cellular component (GO): cytosol; cytoplasm
Molecular function (GO): fructose 1,6-bisphosphate 1-phosphatase activity
Source: RefSeq, a predicted model, not a curated record
GCACUGCCGCUGUUUCCCCCCCCGCUCCAGCUGCGCCCCCCCCGUCCGUGCCAUCAUGACAGACCGAUCCACCUUCGACACUAACGUGACCACCCUGACCCGGUUCGUGAUGGAGGAGGGCAGGAAAGCGAGCGGCACCGGCGAGCUCACCCAGCUCCUCAACUCCCUUUGCACCGCCGUCAAGGCCAUCUCCACCGCCGUGCGCAAGGCGGGCAUCGCCAACCUUUACGGAAUUGCUGGUUCUACCAAUGUGACAGGGGACCAAGUAAAGAAGUUGGAUGUCCUUUCCAAUGACAUGGUGAUCAAUAUGCUCAAGUCAUCUUUCACAACUUGUAUGAUUGUAUCGGAGGAAAACAAAGAUGUCCUCAUUGUGGAAGAAGACAAACAAGGCAAAUAUAUUGUCUGCAUGGAUCCACUUGAUGGCUCUUCUAACAUUGACUGUCUUGUUUCCAUUGGAACCAUUUUUGCCAUCUACAGAAAGGUUUCACCAGGUGCACCUUCUGAGAAAGAUGCUCUGCAACCAGGACGUAAUCUAGUGGCAGCUGGUUAUGCCCUCUAUGGCAGUGCCACCAUGCUUGUUCUGGCGUUGGAAUGUGGUGUCAACUGUUUUAUGCUUGAUCCGGCAAUUGGGGAAUUCAUUUUGGUCAACAGAGAUGUGAAAAUAAAGAAAAAAGGAAAUAUCUAUAGCCUCAACGAGGGAUAUGCUGCGUAUUUUGAUCCUGCUGUCACAGAAUAUCUUAAGCAGAAGAAAUUUCCACAGGAUGGUAGCUCUCCUUAUGGCAGCAGAUACAUAGGCUCCAUGGUGGCAGAUGUGCACCGUACUCUGGUGUAUGGGGGAAUCUUUCUGUAUCCAGCCAAUUCAAAAAGUCCAAAAGGAAAGCUGAGGCUACUGUAUGAAUGCAACCCAAUGGCCUUCAUCAUGGAGAAGGCUGGAGGGAUGGCGACAACAGGCAAAGAGGCCAUCUUGGACAUUGUGCCUGAAAGCAUUCACCAGCGUGUGCCUAUUGUCUUGGGCUCUCCAGACGAUGUCCAGGAAUACAUAAACCUGUUUAAGAAGCAUUCAGCUAAAUGAAGAGGAGGAAGCAGCGGCUAUGUCUCCCAUUGGAAUGCCUUACCGCUGGACCAAAGACCACACAGUGCAAUAGUACAGACUGGGAAGCCAUUGGUCGAGUGUAAAAGAUCCUUAAAGUCACUGUGCACAAAAAAAGUUUGAACUAUGCAGACUGUCUAAUAAAAGCAAUUAUCAAUUUUA